Gopherus evgoodei (Goodes thornscrub tortoise) is the source of this 2146-nucleotide messenger RNA. Its product is annotated as maestro heat-like repeat family member 5. The transcript is spliced from 5 exons. NCBI's taxonomy places the organism in Eukaryota, Metazoa, Chordata, Testudines, Testudinidae. Bases 11 to 352 code for a protein of 113 amino acids. The record is from RefSeq and is a predicted model, not a curated record.
GUUCCGCAGCAUGGCCUGGGAUGGCUCCACACAGCUCCUGAAGUGUGCCUGGAAGUGCUUGAUGCAGAACAACAAGAGCCACAUCCCCAAAUUCCUGUUCCAGGCCUUAGAGUACCUGGAAAGCUCACAGACAACAAUCAGACAUUCUGCAGCCCUCUUCAUUGGAAAUACUAUCCACCAUUACUGUGAUUUGUUGUCUGAAAGAGUGAAUGAAGAUGGCAUCUCCCGCCUGUAUGAAGCUUUUCAGGAAGUGCCUUUGACAUCUGACAGGACCACAGGGCGCAUCCUCAACAGACAUUACAAAUGGCUGCAGAAGCUUGGAAAUCUCGUGUCAGGUUCCGCAUUCGACUAGGGAACCGGGACCGACACAGAAGACCUCUCUGUCCUGCUAUGACAUCUAGAGGCUAACAGGAGCCAGCCGAGCCCACCACCGAUCACAUCUCUUGGGAGACGCCAAAGCAGCUGUUGCAUGGGAAGGAGGAGAGAGAAGAGGCAGAGCAGGAUGUGCUGGGGUGCACCAGCCACACACAACCCCACAGUCUAGGCGGAGGAAGCCAAGCCCCUCCCCAGCCCUGCUGGACAUGCUGCAGCUGGAGCACUAGUGUGAAAGGGAGCAGCUCAGCUCAAUCUAGGCAGAUGCGGAAAAUGGAGGAUGCACAUUGUCGGCUCCAGUCCAGGAGCAGCUGAAGCCCCUGACUGCAGAGCUCUGAGGUGCUGAGACCCAGCCCCAUCCCCAUCCAGACGUGCAAGGGAGCUCGGAGUCUCUGGGAGUUUCCCACGCCGGGAGCCCAGAGACCUCCAGCCCAUGGCCUAGAGACAUCUCAUAGGAAGGAACCUGGGAGAACUAGCCAUUGUCAUGCUGAGUGACGUCAGAUAUUCUGGUUGGAUCCCCACUGACUCAGUGCCAAAGACAUUGGCCAUGGACAAGGCCCUUGGCUAGGACCCAGGGGAGUAAGGAGGGCCCGGGUCCCCCUGCCCUGGCCGCCAUCCAUCCUUGGGUGGCAGCCCACCUCCCCAAUGUGCCACUAGACUGCACAGCCCCAAGAGGAGGGGAGGCCAUCUUGUCUCUGAACUCUCAGCCAGACAGCUGAAGGGCAGUGAUAUUGACUCUGGCCGUUGGGCCACACAGCCCCGCCGGAGAGGGCGGCCGCACGGACUCUGGUCGUUGGGCCGCACAGCCCCGCCGGAGAGGGUGGCCGCACGGACUCUGGUCGUUGGGCCGCACAGCCCUGAGUGGGAGGGCGGCCGCACGGACUCUGGUCUCUGGGCCACACAGCCCCGCCAGAGAGAGCGGCCACACAGACUCUGGUCUCCGAGCCACACAGCCCUGAUGGAGAGGGCGGCUGCAUGGACUCUGGUCUCUGGUUCACACAGCCCCGCCAGAGAGAGCGGCCGCAAGGACUCUGGUCUCUGGUUCACACAGCCCCAAUGGAGAGGGCGGCCCCACGGACUCUGGUCGUUGGGCCGCACAGCGCCGAUGGAGAGGGCGGCUACACGGACUCUGGUCGUUGGGCCACACAGCGCCGAUGGAGAGAGUGGCCACAUGGACUCUGGUUCACACAGCCGCAAUGGAGAGGGCGGCCCCACGGACUCUGGUCGUUGGGCCACACAGCCCCGAUGGAGAGGGCGGCCACACGGACUCUGGUCGUUGGGCCAUACAGCCCCGAAGGAGAGGGCGGCCACACGGACUCUGGUCAUUGGGCCACACAGCUCUGAGUGGGAGGGCAGCCAUUUUGACUCUGGCCAUUAGGCCAAAUCACCCUGAGGCUAAGGGCAGUUAUUUGGUUCCAGCCAUGGGACCUCAUCCCUUCACCCCUAAGGCAUCACUCAUCUGUCACCAUGAGACCAACCCCAUGAAAUGAGACUUUCGGGGUCAAGAUGCAAACAUGAGCGGAAGCAAGGAGUGGCAUGUGACCCCUCUAAGAGCUCCUCCCACUCCUCCACCAAUCUGGGGGUGUUUUAUCACCAUCGAUCUGCCUCAGGAAUGGAUUUGAGCAAUGGGGGAAAGUUCUGGGGCAGUGUGACCCAUCUGGAAGUGGGUCAUGUGACCCCCUCGAGAACUCCUCCCAGUUGGGGUGGGUCUCACCCCCUUAGGGCCAACCAGAGAGCGGAUUUCACCAAAUAGGGUAAGUGCCGUGGUGGGGUG